This is a messenger RNA of Peromyscus eremicus (cactus mouse), 1935 nucleotides long. RefSeq names its product synapse differentiation inducing 1 (gene Syndig1). Bases 193 to 969 code for a protein of 258 amino acids. The transcript is spliced from 4 exons. Gene Ontology annotation, cellular component: synaptic vesicle membrane; intracellular membrane-bounded organelle; excitatory synapse. Gene Ontology annotation, biological process: synaptic vesicle clustering; positive regulation of synapse assembly. Lineage: Eukaryota; Metazoa; Chordata; Mammalia; Rodentia; Cricetidae. The record is from RefSeq and is a predicted model, not a curated record.
CGAGCCCAGGAGCAGAGGCGGGCUCCGCACCGCACCGCGCCCCGCACGCUCGCCGGCUCCUGAGACGCGCGGGCGGCCGCCUGGGCGCACCAGCCGGGUCACCUUGUCCCGGAGGGAAAUGGGUCCUAUGGGGCUCGUGUGACCAGUGAAUACAGCCUGCUAGCCUGACGCCCAGCAGGGAGGGAGUCUACCAUGGAUGGCAUCAUUGAGCAGAAGAGUGUUCUGGUGCACAGUAAGAUCAGUGAUGCUGGCAAAAGAAAUGGCUUAAUUAACACCAGAAACUUCAUGGCUGAGAGCAGGGAUGGCCUGGUGUCCGUUUACCCAGCACCUCAGUACCAGAGCCACAGGCUGGUGGCCAGUGCAACGCCAGGCAGCCUGGAAGGAGGCAGAAGUGAGCCAGUGCAGCAACUGCUGGACCCAAACACACUGCAGCAGUCCAUGGAGUCCCACUAUCGUCCCAACAUCAUCCUCUACUCAGAUGGUGUACUCCGCUCUUGGGGGGAUAGCGUGGCCACUGACUGCUGUGAGACUACCUUCAUUGAGGACCGGUCACCCACCAAAGACAGCCUGGAGUACCCCGAUGGGAAAUUCAUCGACCUCUCAGCUGAUGACAUCAAAAUCCACACCCUGUCCUACGAUGUGGAAGAAGAGGAGGAGUUACAGGAGCUGGAGAGUGACUACUCCAGCGACACAGAGAGUGAGGACAACUUCCUCAUGAUGCCCCCACGGGACCACCUGGGGCUCAGCGUCUUCUCCAUGCUCUGCUGCUUCUGGCCUUUGGGCAUUGCGGCCUUCUACUUGUCCCAUGAGACAAACAAAGCUGUGGCCAAAGGAGACUUCCAUCAGGCCAGCACCAGCUCCCGGAGGGCCCUGUUCCUGGCAGUGCUAUCCAUCACCAUUGGAACUGGCAUCUACGUGGGUGUGGCUGUCGCCCUCAUCGCCUACCUCUCCAAGAAUAACCACCUGUGAGCUUCCUAAAGGCUGGCAGAAGGAGGGGAGCCGGGCCAUGUGUGUGAGGGUGGAGAAGAGACACCUGUGUGAUACUGUACAGUACAAGUGAUUUCCAAAUGACUCCAUAAUGCCCUGGAAUCUUCUACUCCUGGACUACUUCUUCUUCUCCUUUUUUUUUUAAUCCUUCCAUUUCAUCUUGAGCACUGUGCAGAGCACCAGGCAGCCAGCAAUGCUGAUUCUUCCACAUGGAAGCUCCAAAGAUUCCAGCCCAGUGGCUGAGCCUGGAUGGAUUCUAAUGGAUCGAUGAUAACCCAGCUCUGCAGCCUGCCAGUGCCUGGACCGCCACCCCAUUAGCAAUAUACAAACAGUUAAAAAAUAUGUUUAUUUUUUAUGGAAUAUGGUGCAAUAGGCAGAAUGCAGGAGACAUGUCACCACUAGCUGUGGCCUGCUUAUGUCCUCUGUGUCCCCCAUCCUUGUGGCUUCCUUUCAGAAACAAGUGAGGUUGACAAGGAAAAGAAAACACCUGCUGGGAGAUCUGCUGUCUCUGUCCACAGAUGGAUCCUGCCUGAGAAUUCAAAAUUAGGAGGAGCAUAGCGCCUAUCCUGGCCCUGCUCAGUCCCAGCACGCUGCCCCAGCUUGGAGCAUCGGGCUCCCUGCAGAUACCCAGCAAUACACAGUUCUGGGGCCUCAUUAAUCUUAAAAGGGAGGCAGCCAUAGGCCCGCCUCCCUCAAGAACAAGCCCAGCAUUUGCUCCAGGAGCCUGAAGGAGAGGAACUGUGAAGACACACAGGAUGUUUAACUCUUGGACGCUCAUCCUGGUCAUGAGCAGCAAUACUGGGAUCCCGGAAAUGAGAUGGGCCUUACUCUGUCGACUAAAUGAAUGGCUAUUUUCUUGUCAUUUUUUUAAGUGCAACUCUUGCUUCAUGCUGCUUCAGUUGCCAGAUGAAUGCUGAGAAAUAAGUAAUCACAGAUGUUUUAAUACCA